AUGGCUACCCCCAGUGUCCUUACCUUUGAUGCUGAGGGUCGUGCUGUUGACUUUGAGGUCUGGGUCAAAGACCUUCAGCUGUUCCUACAGUGCAAUAGGGCAGACGGACUCUCUCUGUUCGAUCUAACCUCUGGUGUCUCUCCUGCCCCGCCUGCUACUUCUGACAUCACCCGGCUCCUUUACUCCCUUCGCUUAGUCAGGGACCACUUCCUCUCAGUUUGCCCCACCACACUCACCGUUGACCUCCUCGAGGAGCGCCUCCUAGCAGUAGAGAAGAGCAUAGUCGCUGUAGGAGCCUCUCGUGAUGACCCUCGCACCCCCGUCUUUGAGGGGCGUUCCCCCUCCCCCUUUUGCCCUCUGUUGCUUCUGCUGCUGCGGCCGACCUCGUUGGUUUCGAGUCGGUCGGCGCUGCGUCUGCCCCUAGCGGGAGACGCCGCACCGGCAAGGGCAAGGGGGGCAAGGGCGCUGGAGGGGCUGGCGGGGGCGGUGGAGGUGGUGGUGGAGAUAGUGGGGGGGGGUGGGGGUGGUGGUGGGAGUGGUGGCGGGGGUGGAGGUGUCGGUGGCAGCAGUGGAGGCGGUAGAGGAGGCGGCGGUGGCGGAGGGAGCGGAGGCGGCGGAGGUGGCGGAGGCGGUGGAGGUGGCGGAGGUGGCGGAGGCGGCGGAGGUGGCGGAGGCGGCGCCGGCAGCGGUGGAGCUGGUCGCGGCUCUGCACAGAGGAGUGACUCCGGUGGUGGCCCGCGCCAGCAGCAGCAGCGCAGUCGUGAGACCCUGUACCCUCAGCAGCUUCCUGAGUGGUACGCUGCGCAUCAGCGCGGUGGGUGUACUCGUCCCUGCACCUACGUUCUCCGUACUGGCGACCGCGCUGGUGAGCAGUGCGGGGGCCCGCACUCCACCCAGCGCUGCUUCGGCCGCCUGACGGACAAAUGGCGUCACCAGUUCCUUGAGGCCUCUGAGAUCCCUCGCUGGGGAGAGCUGUCUAGGGCGGGGGUUGCUAUCUUUGAUCUUGACUAUGAUGCUAUUCUUGCUGCCAUGUCUACUGCUGCCGCGGGCGCCUCCGCCACCUCCGCCGCCUCCGCCGCCUCCACCACCUCCGCCGCCUCCGCUCCCUCCGCCACCGCCGCCGCCUCCUCCGCCUCCACUGCUGCCAUUGACACCUCCACCCCCGCCACCACUCCCACCACCACCCCCACCCCCUCCACUGCCUCCACCACCACCUCCACUGCCCCCGCCAGCCCCUCCAGCGCCCUUUCCCCCCUUGCCCUUGCCGGUGCGGCGUCUCCCGCUCGGGGCAGACGCAGCGCCGACCGACUCGAAACCAACGAGGGCGCCUCGGCUGCUGGGCGGCUCGGCGGCAGGGCGGCUCGGCUGCUGGGCGGCUCGGCUGCUGGGCGGCUUGGCUACUUGGCGGCUAUGCUGCUGGGCGGCUCGGCUGCUCGGCAGGUGGCGGCGACGGGGCCGCAGGUGGCGGCGACGGGGCCGCAGGUGGCGGCAGGGCCGCAGGUGGCGGCUACGUGGCCGGAAGUGGCGGCGACGUGGCCGCAGGUGGUGGCGACGGGGCCGCUGGUGGCGGCAACGAGACCGCAGGUGGCGGCGACGGGGCCGCAGGUGGCGGCGGGGCCGCAUGUGGCGGCGGCUUGGCCGCAGUUGGCGGCGACGGGGCCGCAGGUGGUGGCGACGGGGCCGCAAGGGGUCUAG
Closterium sp. NIES-65 is the source of this 1695-nucleotide messenger RNA. Lineage: Eukaryota; Viridiplantae; Streptophyta; Zygnematophyceae; Desmidiales; Closteriaceae. The record is from the annotation of a GenBank genome assembly.